GGGGGCGGCUCUCCCGCCCUCGCCCACGGCUCCUGGGAGCGGGUGUUCGUGGGGAGCCAGGUGCUUUCUAAGGCGGGGCCCUGCGGCGAGAAACGGGAGUGUGCGGAUUCCUUAAAACUCCAAAACCCGGCUGGGAGGGCCGCCUCACGACACUGCUGGCGCUCACUGCCUUCCCCGAGCGGCUUUCUGCAACGCUGGGGCUGCGCAGGAGAUCCUUCUCGCGGGCUUAUGCUUCCCCAGCGGGAGCUUCGGCUGAGCAAAAGGGCAGCGUCUGGAAUCACUCACAGCCUCCGUAGGGUCCUCCGUGCUUGCGUCAGGCUAAUGCUGAGGUCAGCGUAGCGCUCCUCUAUAAGCGCAGCCCGGGUGGGGAGCAUCCCGUUCCGAAGCCCCGAGGGCGCGUAGCCGAGACAGGCCGUGGGGAUUCGCUUUGAUCCUCCGCGCCGCCAGGGGGCGCUCAGCGCCUUGAUCCCCUCAAAGUGGGGGCGGCGCUGCGCAUGCGCGCGGUUCGAACGUGUUGGCGGCCGCGGCGUUCCUCAGCGCGGGGCGAUCGUCGGUGCCACUCUUCUCUUCUGCCGUUCGCUGCCGCUGUUACCCCUGCUCUAUGUUUGAAGAAUGUCCGCGUUGACGGACGGAGGAGCGUCCCAGAACGUGCGGAAAGGGAGAAGAAUCGUGAAGUCCCGCUACCUGCAGUACGAUAAGAAAGAGUCCAGUAAGAAUGCUUCAACAAAAUCCUUUUCGUCAUCGACUUCCAGUGCAUCUUCCACAGCUAAAGCAAGACCGGCGCUCACCCAGAAGUCUGAAGGUUCUGGUGUUGCCUCUGGCUUGUUAAAUCAGAGUAGUUUUGAGAAAGGUGACCUGCAGUCCACUUUAUUAGAUGGAGAUAAAAUUACUCGACCAGACCUUGAUCUUUCAGCUAUUAAUGAUAAAACUGUCCUACAGAAGUCUACAAGUUCAAAGGCUUCCUGCAAAACAGAUAAAGGGCCACAUGUAAAAAAACAGAAAUCGAAAAACAAUCCUGCUGUUGUGGGGGCAGAGCUGAGCUCUCAGGAGCUGAUUUUAACUUACCUAAGAGUGCAGAGGAAGGACGUGGCUGAGCUCGAGGAGAAAGCAGAAGAAAACUUGUUAAUGUUGUGUGAAGAAAAAGAGAGACAACAGGAGAAGCUCUAUGAGUUGAAGCGUGAAAUUCUGCUCAGAGAGAGAGAGGAAAAGCUUGAUGAGGAGCUUGUAAAACAGAUGGAAGUACUUUCUCCUCUUGUUCCUCUUCUUGAACAAUUUAAAGAGCAGUAUAAGAGCUUUGCAGUUGCUCUGGAUGCCACUAGACAUAAAUUACCCAUUAAAAACAUUCACAUAGAGGGAGAUAUGCCAACGUACCUAGACAAACUGCAAAAGCAGUUGACUGUCACCCAGGAACUUCUGGCAGAAGUUAUGCCAGACUGCUCAGAAGAAAGUGCAAAAGCAUUCAGUGAACUGCAAGGUACUGAGGAGGUGUUUCAAAAGCUGGAGAAAGAACUUCGAAGGAGCUUCACUCAAGUGCAGAACCUGUCGUAUGAAGCUAGCAAAGAAGUUUCACUGCAUAAUCAAAGAAUAUGUGAGGACAAUCAUGGUGUAGAUGUUGUGAAACACUGGUACUUCAACUGAGUGUCUGCCAUCUGUGUGUUUUAUUUUGUUUGUUACUGAUGGGGGGGGUCCUAAAUCAAUGUCAGACUUGUAUGUUUUUGUUUACUGUCUUUGAUUUGUCCUGUAUCUCGCUUUACUUAUGGACAGAACACAUCCAGCUUUCCAGUUUCAAUAUGAAAGCAGCUACAUGUGUGACUGAUCUAAGAGUGGAAUUUUCUUCUGCUUACCCAUAAGGAGACUUAUUUUUUUAAACAGCCAUUUCUGUGACACUUUUAUCAUCACUUGCUGCCUUGGUAAUACUGCAAGUUAAAUCAAAUGUUAUUCUUAGCAAACAUGAACAAUGUAUCCUUAAACUCAUUUUACUUUCUUGCACCUGGCUUUGAGUGCACUGCUUUGCAACUCUUCCCAGCCCAGUGUUCCUUACAGGGCCACGUCUCCAGAGAGAGAUGGGGAGCUGUGUUUGUUGUACUGUGUGUUUGUUUUUUUUAAUCUGGAUAGGAGAACCAGGAGGAAUGCACAGCAUGAUCAUUGAUCACUUGGUGAACAGCUUCCAGAGGAACUCUUAAUUGCCCCUUGUGUCUGGGUUUUUCAAUGUGGGUAGCAAAGAAUGAGGCUGGUGAGCAGGAGUAGAGUUUUGGUAUAUUUUUGCCUAAUUGUCUUGUAAAUAAAUUACUGAAACAUAAA
Lagopus leucura (white-tailed ptarmigan) is the source of this 2301-nucleotide messenger RNA. It is a transcript of the gene HAUS8, whose product is annotated as HAUS augmin like complex subunit 8. The transcript has 10 exons. The record is from RefSeq and is a predicted model, not a curated record. NCBI's taxonomy places the organism in Eukaryota, Metazoa, Chordata, Aves, Galliformes, Phasianidae. The coding region runs from base 613 to 1638 and encodes 341 amino acids.